Molecule: messenger RNA, 2150 nt
Organism: Halichondria panicea
Lineage: Eukaryota; Metazoa; Porifera; Demospongiae; Suberitida; Halichondriidae
Exons: 9
Coding region: 43-2007 (654 amino acids)
Molecular function (GO): protein binding
Source: RefSeq, a predicted model, not a curated record
UGACAUUCUGGGUUAUAAGGUAAUUAUUGCGUUCAGCCAGCCAUGGUCGCCAAAGUAGUGCUUCAACUGACCCUAGUGCUUGGCAUUAUAGCAGUGACAAGUGUCAUAGGCCAAAGGAACAUUGCACUGUCAGGCCCUGAGAUUGAACUAUUGAGGCUUGGCCAAAAUCCCAAGCUUCUCGAGUUUGCUGCUUUGACUUUAGAGACAGUAGUAGUAGUAAUUGAAGAUCCUGAAGUUGUUGCUGUUGUACAAGAGAAUGUCAAUGCCAAUUUUUGGUGCCUGCCUUGGCUGCAAAAUUUUCCUGGAGGAUCGAUCAGAUGGUUGUUACAGAGGACAGAUGUAAUCACUGGAGAUCCUGUUGCAGGAACUAGUCUUUUAGAGAUAUCUGGAGAGGAUCCCUUGUUGCAAUUCGGUGGAGACUUUAAUGAAUGGCUCAAUUUAACAUCAACGAUUCUCGUUCCAGGCGCUGUAUCAACUUCCAAUGGCUUGUACAUUUGUGAAGUUUGCCUUUUCCGUGGAACGCAAUUUGAAGAGUGCCACUUCGCUAACACCUCUCUGCAAGUUAUUGGAGGUCCUCCUAUUCUUGAUGUUGCUAUUGACAACAAUCCUGUUAGUGUAACUGGUACGGGAAUCGACGCUGAAAAUGAGUACUUAAUAGGAUCUGAUUUUUGCAUUGACCCGAACUUCCGAGGAAUUGUUACUAUUCUCUGCCAAAUAGUCAAUGCUGAAUCAUACACAAAAGUAUCACGAGCCUUUCCUGUUCCAUUCCGUUCAUGGUCACUCGAUGAGGACUUACUCUACUCAGAAUUAAGUACCAGUACUCCAAGCAUUGUGGAUAAACCAGAGUUUUAUUUGACGACAGUGGAACGUAUGGUGUUGAUGCCACAAUACUUCUUUCCAGAACCGGUACUUAGCACUCCGCUUGUUGGUCGUCUGCAAGGUGGAAUUCAAUUGAACUUUGAACUGUUUAAUGCAUCGUUUGCUCCUUUAUUUGACUCUCUUGGGGCAGCAAGGAGGGCGGCUUACCAGGCUGUGGUCGGAGCUUGGACUUGUCGGGCAAACAACGCAUUUGGAUCAGACAUGGCAACUUCAAACAUCAGAAUUUGUGCCGCUCCUGAUGUUCAGGUCUGCUCUCGCACCCAGUCCCCACAGACUGGUGAUGUUGUCCCUGUAGGGUGUACUGUUUGCAUUCCGGAAGGUGAUGUCGUAACGCUGAACUGCACUGGACAGAGUGUGUCGGAGGUAUUUUACGAGUGGAGAAAUGGUGCUGGUAUAGUCGUGUCCACCUCACCUCUGCUCACUACUGGUGCUAAAGACAGCUACACUUGUACGGCUACAAACUUAGACCACAUACCAGCAAUCUUUGUCUCCAUGGUUGCCUAUAGGAAUGCUGUCACUUUCACUGUUGUUCAAACUAAAGAUGAAUUUUCCUCUUCACUCCGGAUGGACAAUGGCUCCUCAAGGUUGAACAACCAGGCUGGACUUGAGAGUGUAGCUGUCUGUGCGUUUGUUGGGGAGACACUUGAGCUAAACUGCGCUACUGAUGACAAUGCAAUGGUUCCGUUAGAAAUCACAGCUCCUGAUGGGAGUAUGGCAAUUGGAUCACUGAUUGUGUCGAGUGUGGACAUGGGUGACGAAGGAACUUACAGCUGUCGACUGAGCAACGACCCAGGUCCUUGUGGGCAAGCAACUGAGCAGAGAGAAGUGCGAGUAUUUGGGUCUACUCCCCCCUCCCGCGUGACUGGUCUCUGCUCUGUUGUGGUUUGGACCACUCCCACAAGGUCGUAUAGGAGGAUCACUGGCUAUGAUGUCAGGUUCGUUUCUCAAGGGUCUGGUUUGGAUCUUGUAGUGUCUAAAAGGAGAAGAGAAAAUUUCCACCUCAUCAGAGAUACAGGACUGACCAGUACAGACAACAUCAUGGUGCAGGUGAGAGCAAAAACAACAGCUGCAGAUGGAAAGUGGAGUGAGCUUGUGCCACUUGGUUGCAAGAAUGCUGUAGGAUCCUAAGGCCUGAACUGAAUACUUCACCGUUUUGAACUGAACAAAAAUGUAGACCUAGAUCUAGUGAGAUUUUGAUUUUGUUGGUAGGGCUAUUAGACCUACCUGCUGGUUAUGUUUCAAAGACGUAUACUAUAUAGUGGGAAAUGUUC